UACUCAAAAGCGGCAUCAUCUUUCCUUCAGCGUCCACUUGUCAGUUGACUUCAUCAAACACCUAAAACGAAGCAGUGCUAAGCCCAUCAUGGCAUCGCCGACCGAAGAAGUCUCCAAUCUCGAGGCCACGGAGUCUACAUCGAAGAGAUGGGCAGACCGCAUUACCAGUCAAGGUCCAUGGCAGCCACUUUCCGACCCCCUCUCAUAUGCUGGACCACCAUCACUGCCCAUGCCGGUCCAAAUCAGCGACAAAGCAUCUCUUGCGCCAUUCUUCGAAUACCUCCGCGGCAAUGCCACUGGCGAGAAGCCCGAAGUCGCGCAUGAGCCCGGUCAUGAGGAAGUUGAACUGCUCGAGUUCUCCAAAGGCGUGGCCUACAAUGACGGCCGAAUUGACUUGUGCAAGAUGGUUACUGGGCCACCGAACAUUGGCGAUCUGAUGAACGCGCUUCGAUCUUACGCCAGCGGCAAACACUUCCUUCUGGGCAAUAACAUCGUCGGCCCGCAAGGCGCGCGUGAGAUUGCCAAAUUCAUCGAAGAGCGCCCUGAUCAAUACGAGACAUGGUAUCUCGCAGGCAAUUGCAUCGAUAAACGCGGUCUCGAAGCACUUGUUGAAGCCAUGAUCAAGUCUCUCGUCAUCACGAAUGUAUGGCUCAAGCGCAAUCCUCUUGGUGCGGACUCUGCAGAGGCACUUGCGCGGCUUUGCACAUCAUCACCUGUGUUACGGACUCUAGACUUGGAUCAGACGAACCUGGGAAACGAAGGAGUAGCAAAUUUAUUCAACUUGCUGAAUCGUCAUGAAAAGACGAUCGCGCUUCGACACGUCUACCUCAAUGCUUCGGGCAUCGGUGCCGAAGCGUUGACUGAGAUCGGCAAGUACCUGAAGCAUAGCGAGCUCGAAUCGUUGUACCUUUCCUGCAACCCCAUUGGCGAAGCUGUUGCACUCCUAGCUGAUGGUGUGCAAGAGUCUCAUACCUUGCAGCGUCUCGCCCUGCAAUCCUGCGGACUCACAGGCCCAACUACUGCCAAACUUCUCGAAGCUGUCAAGGGACAUCCGACUCUACAGACAGUUGAUAUCGGGCAGUCCUACGCAACUGAGGACUUGCACGUGCGCUUCAACUGGCUCGAUGGCGAAGAGUUCGCCAAAUCUCUACAAGACUUGGUCACUUGUAGCACCGGCACAGGACUGCGAUAUCUCAACAUCGGCUACACUCCCAUGACCUGCGAAGAUCUGCUGAACAUAACUGAAGCCGUCAUCUCGAAUUCGACUCUCGUCUGGUUCAAAGUCGACCCGCUCGUCAAAGGUGGCAAAUCCAGAGCCGAGGUCAAAGCAGGUCUGUAUCUGAAGAAGUCUAUGCACGCUGUCCGAGAGCGGCUGGCAAAUAAUGUGACGGAGCAGUAUCAGGGCAUGAGCUACGAAGAGUUUCACAACGGACCGAAACGCUUCUUGCUUUCGCCGCCUGAUGUGCGGUACAUCGACUCGGUCUAUCGGAAUCGAGAUGCAGGCAUGGCGCGUCGGGGGCUAAAAGUCCUGGACAAGUGGUGGGAGGAGGGCGACGAGACUUUGCGAAUGGUGCAGGAAGAUUGUGGGGAGUUGUAGAUAGAUCGACAAAGACUAAGUCUCUGAAGUGCGAGAGUAGCGAGGCGAGGAGUACAGGGCACGAAACAUGGGAC
Messenger RNA from Cercospora beticola, 1671 nucleotides. RefSeq lists its product as uncharacterized. The record is from RefSeq and is a predicted model, not a curated record. Gene Ontology annotation, molecular function: protein binding; GTPase activator activity. Lineage: Eukaryota; Fungi; Ascomycota; Dothideomycetes; Mycosphaerellales; Mycosphaerellaceae.